Molecule: messenger RNA, 1635 nt
Organism: Lottia gigantea (owl limpet)
Lineage: Eukaryota; Metazoa; Mollusca; Gastropoda; Lottiidae
Exons: 3
Coding region: 1-735 (244 amino acids)
Source: RefSeq, a predicted model, not a curated record
AUGUAUGGACAGAACUGUUCUACCAAAUGUGGAAAUUGUUAUAACGAAGAACAAUGCGACCCGAUCACUGGAGAUUGCCCCAAUGGCUGCUCCAUGGGGUUUGGUGGUGAUAGUUGCAGUUUCGAUAAUACAGUUAUGGUAUUGAUAAUAAGAGCUUUUAUUAUUGCUGGAUCUAUUGCUGGUGGAAUAUAUAUUAUUGUUAUGAUUUUCUGUACAGUAAUGUGUGUUGGAUCAAGGAGAAAAACAAAGCGAGAGAUGUACAUGGAUGAUAGCCCAACAUUUGAAGAUGAAAAUGUACCCCCAGUACAAAUGAGAAGAGGAACUGGACGCGAUGGAAUAUUUAUGACUCAUCUGAACAGCUUAAUGAACCUUGGGCAAACUCCCAAAGGACAAAAAACAGUAACCAAAGAGGCAACAUUUAGACUUUCAAGGGAAAAUAACCUGUAUGCAUCCAGUGGACCUUCAUGGAGAGACUCCGAAUUUUCUGUUUUAUCCGACAACAAUUACAUCAACAUGAAAUCUGGGGUAGGACCGCCAAGAACAUCGGGAGGAUUGAUUUACGCCAAUGGAAUAUUAAUUGAUCAAAAUUCAGCACCUCCUCGGGGUAGCUAUGGCGAUAUUUUGAACCAGUACGUCAAUCUAAAGAGGGGUCCCAGCUCUAAAAACGUUUCUCAAGAUGUACCUCCAUCCUAUUCAGAUGCCAUCUACCAAAACUCUGCUAUAACUAAUGUCUAAUUACGCAGUCUAUCUUAUCUGUCGACAUAGAUGAUGUAAAAUUCACAGUGUUAAGGUCAAUGUUCUCUGAUAUAUUUAUAUAUACGACAUCUGAAAAUCAGAUUUUAAGAAGUCUUCUUGAUCAAAAUAAAUAUAAAUCCAAGAAUUGCUGUCCAAUGACAUACAUUUUUUUUUAUUAAUUCUGUGUAGGAUAUACAUAUUUUUUUUUAUUAAAGUUCUAUUACGUCAAAUGAGUUUUGUCCGAAUUUUGAUGACACUUACAUAGCCCUGUAUAUUAUACUAGCCACAGAUGAUUAUCGACAAGCAUCGGAUCAGAAAAAUUUGAUGGUUUAAAACUAUAUUCAAAUAUAUAUCCCAAAUACAUCUACCAAAAGUCGAAGGAGAAAGCCGAAAUUUCAUCUAUUCUCAAAGGUUAUUUAAAGCUAUUGUGAGUAUCGGGGACACUGAUAGCAUCAGAGAUUUGCACCAUUAUAAAAGCCAAAAGUCAAUAUUAAUUUCCUUUGCAAAAAGAAAAAUGCAUAAUGUCGAUUUGUGAAAGUACAUUUGUAGUAUAGUAUCUUGAAGAAAAUACAUUUGUCAAAUUGUAAAAGUUCAAAUGUAUAUUGGUAAUUUUUAAAUGUGUAAAUGUUCAUUAAAAGUUCAAUUGAAGCAGUUUUACCGACAAUCACUUUUAAUGUAAACGAGCAGUUUACCGAUAACAUCAUAACCUACUAAGUUUUCACUGUUUCGGUUAACCAAUCGGUUUUACCUACGGUCAUUACCAUCUUUUACCUUUUGUUGUUUAUGAUGGUAUCGUUAAACAGUUCGUCUACAAUAAUUGUUUGCAGAUAUCGAAAUGAUGGGAAAUUCCAUCGAAAAGAGAGGGACAGAGAACUUGCAAAAUGCUGCAAAUUGUCUCCU